UCUAUUCCUAAAAUAUACUCGUUGCAGGAGAAACUAGAGAGAGACACACAGACAGACAGAGAGUAGAGAGAGAAAAUGGCGAUCUUUUCUAUGGGUUCAACCAACAAUUCCAUGGAUUCGAGCUCAUUAACGUUGUCAGAGAAACUAUGCGUGGCGUUUUUGCCGGUUAUUGCGAUCAUCGAAGCGUUGGUUUUCGCAGUCUCGGGCUGUUUCGGAGGCAAACACUUUCUAACCCAGAAUAAGAAUCAACGGAUUCAGUGCCCUCUCAAGGAUAUUUCUCGACUAGCCAAUGAAUCUAGAUUUUCUUUGAAUGAAGUGGAAGCAUUAUAUGAGUUGUAUAAGAAGCUGAGUUGUUCAAUCAUAGAUGAUGGUUUGAUUCAUAAGGAAGAGCUUCAGCUAGCACUAUUCCAUACACCAUAUGGUGAGAACCUGUUUCUGGACCGGGUAUUCGACCUCUUUGAUGAGAAGAGGAAUGGUAUUGUUGAUUUCGAGGAAUUCAUCCACGCGCUCAAUGUGUUCCAUCCCAAUGCCCCAAUUGAAGAGAAAAUUGAUUUUGCCUUUCGGCUUUAUGAUCUGAGGCAAACAGGCUUCAUUGAGCGUGAAGAGGUUAAGCAGAUGGUGAUCGCGAUUCUAAUGGAAUCUGACAUGAAACUAUCCGAUGAUCUUCUCGAGGAGAUUAUUGACAAGACGUUUGCAGAUGUUGAUGCUGAUAGGGAUGGUAAAAUUAAUAAAGAGGAUUGGAAGGGCUUUGUGAUUCGUCAUCCUUCGAUCUUGAAGAACAUGACUCUUCCUUAUCUCAAGAACAUCACCACCGUGUUCCCAAGCUUCGUUUUCAACACUCAGGCCGAAGAAUGAACCUCACAUGUCAAUCAUCAAAUCGAUUAUCUAUGUAUUUGUGCCACGCUUUUCUUGUUUGUGCCCAGAAUCACUUCCUGCAUAAUCGCUGCGGAAAAUGCUGACCCGAACCCCCUCCAUGAAGGUCACAGCUGCUGCAGCAUCAUUUUUGGCUUUCUUGUACAGAAUUGGUGAGUGGACAUUCCCUGGGGCACAACACACUGCUAACAAAAAGCACAAGGCUGAAAGCAUUAAGCAUAUGGCUUGUCAAGCUUCCAUUUUUGUUGAUGAUGAUUUCCAUAUAUAUAUAUAUAUGGGAUUAAAUGAGUACCCUUUUAUGAGAGCUGUGAACCUAUUGUGCACCUAGCUUGUAAUGCCUGAAAACACAUUUCUGUAAUUAUUUAUGUAAUUACAUAUUUCUGUAAUUAUGAUUGUGCAACUUGUAAUACCUGAUUGUACAUUUGU
Messenger RNA from Ipomoea nil (Japanese morning glory), 1299 nucleotides. RefSeq names its product calcineurin B-like protein 10. NCBI's taxonomy places the organism in Eukaryota, Viridiplantae, Streptophyta, Magnoliopsida, Solanales, Convolvulaceae. The transcript has 9 exons. Gene Ontology annotation, molecular function: kinase binding; calcium ion binding. Gene Ontology annotation, biological process: calcium-mediated signaling. The record is from RefSeq and is a predicted model, not a curated record. The coding region runs from base 76 to 855 and encodes 259 amino acids.